GCUCCUCCCUCACGUCCCCCUGCGCACACUCGCUUGUGCCCCUGCCCCCCCCCGCACGGUGCAUCCUCGUGCGCGAGCGUGCGAGGUGGGGGUAGGCGGGGGGGGGGAGGUGCAGGUCACAGGGGCUGGGGGGGGGCACACGCGUGUGCGCUGAGGCCGUGCCCCCCCCGCCCCCCCCAGACCUACGAGCAGCGCAAGGUGGUGGAGUUCACGUGCCACACGGCCUUCUUCGCCAGCAUCGUGGUGGUGCAGUGGGCCGACCUCAUCAUCUGCAAGACCCGCCGCAACUCCGUCUUCCAGCAGGGCAUGAAGAACAAGAUCCUGAUCUUCGGGCUGCUGGAGGAGACGGCGCUGGCGGCGUUCCUGUCCUACUGCCCCGGCAUGGGGGUGGCCCUGCGCAUGUACCCCCUCAAGGUCACCUGGUGGUUCUGCGCCUUCCCCUACAGCCUCCUCAUCUUCGCCUACGACGAGGUGCGCAAGCUCAUCCUGCGCCGCUACCCCGGAGGCUGGGUGGAGAAGGAGACCUACUACUAGGUGCCUGUGUGGGCCCCCCCGGCCCCCCGCUCACCCCGACCCUGCACCCCCAUACUAACCCCGGGGGCUGGCGCUGCUGGGUACAGUGGGGGGGGUUGGGACCCCCUGGCCUGGGGGUACCCAGGAGUGCGGGGGGGGGCACCCUCUGCCCCCCCCAUGAGGCACCCAGACCCCCCCACACACUUUCAGAGCAAUAAAACAA
Messenger RNA from Tyto alba (common barn owl), 736 nucleotides. RefSeq names its product sodium/potassium-transporting ATPase subunit alpha-2-like. Gene Ontology annotation, biological process: intracellular potassium ion homeostasis; proton transmembrane transport; potassium ion import across plasma membrane. The record is from RefSeq and is a predicted model, not a curated record. The annotation marks the transcript as partial. Gene Ontology annotation, molecular function: P-type sodium:potassium-exchanging transporter activity. Lineage: Eukaryota; Metazoa; Chordata; Aves; Strigiformes; Tytonidae. The transcript has 4 exons.